Molecule: messenger RNA, 729 nt
Organism: Closterium sp. Naga37s-1
Lineage: Eukaryota; Viridiplantae; Streptophyta; Zygnematophyceae; Desmidiales; Closteriaceae
Source: the annotation of a GenBank genome assembly
AUGGCAUUGACCCUAUCACCAGCCAGCAUACCGUUCGCCCUCGCAGCAGCAGCCAUCGUGUCAGCUGCUCGCCUUGCUCUGCUGCGUCUCUCCCCAGCCUUCCUUGCUGCCACUAAUUCCUCAAACACGCGAGCACUCUCCAACCUUAACGCCACGGACCUCAUCUGGGUGUCGCUCCUCCCAGGCAUCUCCGAGGAGCUGCUCUUUAGAGGGGCGCUCUUGCCGCUGGUGGGGGUGAAUGCAGCGGGGGUGAUAGUAUCGGGGGGCGUCUUUGGACUGCUGCACGUCACGGGCGACCGCAACCUCACCUUUGCUGCCUGGGCUACGAGUGUGGGGUGUGUGUAUGGCGUGCUGGCAGUGGCGACGGCAGCAGCAGCAGCAACGGCAGCAGCAGCAGCAGCAGCAGCAGCAGCAGCAGCAGCAGCAGCAGCAGCAAUAGCAGCAGCAGCAGCAGCAGCGACGGCAGCAGCAGCAGCAAUAGCAGCAGCAGCAGCAGCAGCAGCAGCAGCAGCAACGGCAGCAGCAGCAGCAAUAGCAGAAGCAGCAGCAGCAGCAACGGCAGCAGCAGCAGCAGCAGCAGCAAUAGCAGCAGCAAUAGUUGCAGUGGUUGCAGUAGCAGCAGCAAUAGCAGCACCACUCCCUGGUGACAUGGCCAGUGCCAUGCUCGCUCACUCCCUCGCCAACCUGGUGUCUGCUGGAUGGUGGAAAUGGCAGCAGCAGGAGCAAUAG